AAUUUGUUUUGUUUUCUUUAGCAGUAAUUUUAGUGGAAACGAAAAUACAUUCAGAGCGCUGUAAACAAGCCAGUUAUCUGCGAUUCUGCGGUACUUUAUAAGCAACAUGAACUUUAGCAGAUUUAUUUCACGUGUAAGUGCUGCACGGAAAGAAUCGCCUAUAAGAGAAACCACUCGAAUAAAGCUACAGAACCCAGAAGUUAUAUCUUUAGCUGGUGGAUAUCCCAAUCCUGCCAUGUUUCCAUUUCAAUCAGCCGAGAUUAAAACUAGAGACGGGUUGAAAGUUCAGUUUAACGAAGAGGACAUGAAAACUGCAUUACAGUAUUCUGCUUCGCAAGGAGCACCAGACCUAUUAAAAUGGGUAAAGAAGUUACAUGUAAAGUAUCACAAUCCUCCAAUAAUGAAAAAUGAAGAAAACGAAGGUUUUGCAGCUUGUGUUUCAUGUGGAAGUCAAGAUGGUUUGAUCAAAGUGUUUGAAAUGUUGGUCAAUCCUGGGGAUAAUGUAUUACUUGAUGAUCCUUGCUAUUCAGGAACCUUAGCUAUGGUAAAACCAAUGGAUUGCAACCUCAUACCAGUUACUACUGACCAUCAUGGUUUACAACCCAACAGUUUGUUGUCAGUUCUUGAGAAAUGGAAACCUGAGAGCUCCCAUGAUCCCAAAUCCGACAUACCCCGGGUACUUUACACAAUUCCAAACUGUGGGAAUCCUACUGGGGCAACGCAGACUUUGGAGAGAAAAAAAGAGAUUUACGCUAUUGCACAAAAAUAUGACUUGGUUAUAGUAGAAGAUGAUCCUUACUUCUUCCUGCAGUUUAAUACUCCAUCUCCAUCUUACCAAGCAAUAGAUGUGGAUGGGAGAGUUAUAAGAUGUGACUCUAUGUCAAAGGUAAUGUCAUCUGGUUUACGCAUUGGUUGGAUAUCAGGUGCUUACCCAUUUAUACAAAGGUUGAUAUUACACCAGCAAGCUUCUAUAUUACAUACAAGCACCUUUGUACAGAUGACGAUCAGUCGAUUAUUAGACCAGUGGGGAUUGGAAGGAUUUGAAAAUCACACAAAAAAUGUUCAGAAAUUUUACAAAGAACGAAGAGAUGCAAUGAUUAAAUAUGCAACAAAAUGGCUGACUGGUUUAGCGGAAUGGGCCGAACCAGAAGGAGGAAUGUUUCUUUGGAUUAAACUUAUUGGUGUGGAUGAUACAACAUUACUUAUCAAGAAAAAAGCUCUGGAGAAAAAAGUCCUGCUGUUACCUGGAUCUGCAUUCGGUGUAGUGGAAGGAACAAGCUCCUCAUUCUGUAGAGUUUCGUAUUCGUUUGCAACAGAUGAAGAAAUGGAUGAAGCUUGUCGCCGAUUGGCUGAACUUCUUCAGGAAGAACGUGGUUGAAAAGGGUGAAAACGAUCAUCUGCUGCUUGGAUUACACUUUUUUACCAUUGUACAUGGUGGUUGCGUACUGUAACGUCUAUUGCUGUUUAUUAUGGUGUGUUUGAGAUUUGUAGAUGCUUGAUAAAGUGUUAGUACUGCGCUCUCUCUAUGCGAUUUUACAUUAAGGGAAAUGGUGAACACGCAUUAUCAAGAACGAAUGCCUUUAAGUUUUAAACCAUAAACAUAUGGUAGGCGACUAAAGCUGUUUUGUCCAAAAGGUGGAUUGAGCGUUCGAUUGAGUAAGCGUCAUAACAAUAAUUUAAAUCUAUUUUAUUCUAGUUUGUAAUAAAGUACUGUUUUUUUUUUGAACGUGGUACUAGUACACAUUACUUAUGAACUGUGUUUUUGCAAGUAGAAUCUUUGUUUAAAAUCGAUGAAAUAAAUCAGUUGCACGU
Messenger RNA from Ciona intestinalis (vase tunicate), 1812 nucleotides. The record is from RefSeq and is a predicted model, not a curated record. Lineage: Eukaryota; Metazoa; Chordata; Ascidiacea; Phlebobranchia; Cionidae.